Anopheles coustani is the source of this 2568-nucleotide messenger RNA. RefSeq names its product post-GPI attachment to proteins factor 2-like. The transcript has 7 exons. Gene Ontology annotation, biological process: GPI anchor biosynthetic process. Bases 303 to 1502 code for a protein of 399 amino acids. The record is from RefSeq and is a predicted model, not a curated record. Gene Ontology annotation, cellular component: Golgi membrane; endoplasmic reticulum membrane. NCBI's taxonomy places the organism in Eukaryota, Metazoa, Arthropoda, Insecta, Diptera, Culicidae.
CAUUCGUUGCUGGUCGCGGUCAGCAGGUGUACCCUCCCGAUCCAAUCAAACAGCAAUCAACCGGACCAACGGGGAAACCAGCAAACAACGCUCCAAACGCGAGCGAUCGUGAGGCCAAACGAAGCGGCCAAGGCUGAAUCCUGCGAGUGUCAGCAUUAUUGUGGUGUGUAGGUGGUUGUUUGGGGACGGUGUGCGUCGGUGUUAACACGGCAGUGCAAGUGCCUCGGUGAAGCCGACGGCUCCAACCAAACAGCCCAGGAAGCAGCAGCAGCAGCACGGCUGCUGGCCCAGUUACGGACGCAAUGGCGGAAGAUCGGACGGCUCUAGACCCGACCGUUGACGUGAGCUACAAAGAAGGACAGAUCCCGCUGGAAAAGACAGAUGACAUUGGGCCGGUGAUGCCGCCACUGCACAGCACGAAACAGCAACAGUUGCAGUACGAUCACGACGUCGCACAUCUGCUACAGCUGAUCCCGGGGCAGCCGCACCUGCGCCAACCGAUUCCCACGCAGCAACAGCAGCAGCCCCGUCUGCAGCCGGAGCCGGCGCGGGAGCUGUUGAAGAGAAAACCGCGCGCCAACGAGGACGGCAACAGCUCCCGGGCGGUGGCAGCGGACGCGCACGUCCACACGAAAGCGGCCGCAAGCGAUAACGAGGACGAAGGAGGAGGCGGAGGAACUGGUGACCGUGGAGGGCCACGCAAAAGCCCUUCCGAGAUGCUAGUGGUGCAUCUGAUCAUUGGUUUCCGUGAUAUCUGUGUAUUUACACUUGUUCUGCCGCUUGGUACCUUGCUCGUUUGUUUCAUCUCCGCUUACGUCUUCCAGCCAGAGGAAAUUCACGAAACGCACUGUCGGGUUUACAACAUCAUUCCUUCAAUUAGCGCCAUCACAGGCGUUAGCCCGCAACGGUACCUGUGGCGUGUGUCGAUCGCACUGCACAUUGGUCCACGCUUCGUCAUUGCCUUCGUCUACCGGAACUGGUACCGUGCCAUGGUGGACAGCAUAAGCGAUCCCGAGAGAGCUAGGAAGGCGUGCCGGAUGAUCAACGUCGUCUACUGGCUGAACCUGGUCGAGAUCAGUGCUCUCUGCGGGGUAACGUACAUCUCCAACAAGGAAAAUUACCCUCUGCACGAGAAGGUUUUUAUCAUCUUCAUGACGACCUCGCUGUCGUACAUGCUAGCGACGCUAAAGCUGCUGAAAAUCCUACAACCGGACGGGCCGCAAACGCCGAAGGAGGAGUCCUCGCUGCGCUACAAGCAGGCGUUCUUUGCCCUCUCGAUUGCCAGCACGAUCGGGCUGAUACUGUUUUUCUUAAAGCACCGCUUCCUCUGCCAAGAUCUAGCGUUCAGCUGGUUCGCACUGUGCGAAUAUAUCGUGGCUUCCGCCAACAUGGGCUUUCACUGCACCACCAUGCUGGACUUUCCGACCGAGGAUUUUAUCAUCGCUAGAAAUGCCAAACAGUACAAGAAGCCGCACAGCUCGCUCGGCUGGAAGCUGGACUAGGUGCGCUGGAGCGACAUUUGAGCCGCAUUGUUCAAAAGAAGCCUGCCCCGUUGGGGGACCCUGGUUUUGCGAUAGAUGCGAACGAAAGCGAAGCGGACUCUUCAGCACAUUCCGAAGUACAGUGUGCGGUGCGCGUCGCGACCAUCCUCCGCUCGGUUGGCCAUCUGUGGUCCGCUUUGGCCCAUGGUCAGUUUUCAUUGCAUCGUCAUGUGGGAGAAGACGCGAAUAAAGUGGGGAUAGGGGGGCGGGGUGAGGCUGCGUAGACUCUUAACUUUAUUUAUUUCGUUGUUGUUUUUUGUUAACUUUGUUUAUGAGCUUUUGAGUCGGGAAAGCCAUCUUUAAUUAAUAAUCAUCUUCUUAGUUAAGUUGACAAGCAUAUUUUUGGAUCUAAUUUGUUUCGUUUGCUUUAAACGGUUUCCCGAGUAAAUGUUGCAAAUGUUUUCGGUAGAUAGUGUAAUAAUGGAAUCCUCGCGGCCCCCCUUCCACCUCAGCCCACCCUCCAAGCCCCUAAACGAGCAGUGGGGCCUGGUGCGAUGGUGUUUGUUCGUACUCCGAACGGGAAUCGUGCGACAGAAGGAUAUGCACACUUGCAAAGUAGAAAUAGCAAACCGGAACAACGGACGGCCAUAGUUUACAUUCGUCGGUAACGUUUCCUCUUACCAUACCUACCGUCUACCAGCGAACAGAGUCAGCAGCUUAAAGGGAACCAUACUAUAGCGCCAUUAUCCAUUCUGGUUGGUCUUAGUUGUGCAUACAAAUUAUCUGGUACCACAAUUCUGUAAUAGGCUGUAAACAUCCGCAACACACACACACACACACACACACAUACAAAGACACAUACACACUCAAAUGAACCAACAAGCUUUACGGCUUUUAAUUUUCUUGUGCGUACGGAAGGAUGAUGAACAUUAUAAUUGCCUCUGUGUAUCGCGUGUAGCGUGUUAGCGUCGAGCGUGAUAGAAAUGCGUCAGUAAGUUAGUCAGGAUUUGAACCUUGCUCCAGUAAAAAGUAAUAAUAUUUUUUUUUCAAUAAACUUUAAGCUUUAAAAUAGCUUUUGUUAGAACAA